Molecule: messenger RNA, 1095 nt
Organism: Quercus robur (English oak)
Lineage: Eukaryota; Viridiplantae; Streptophyta; Magnoliopsida; Fagales; Fagaceae
Exons: 3
Coding region: 235-978 (247 amino acids)
Source: RefSeq, a predicted model, not a curated record
UUUUUUAAAUUACUUUUUCACUGUCUCAAAAGCUGAAGUAGCCAAAGAAGACCCGGCAAGUCACCAUGACCAAGUGAAUUUUUGUCUUUUCAACUAUACCUUUAAACAAUUUCCUCAUCGAAGUUUUGAGUAUUCAUUGGCUUUUCUUGCUCUCCUUUGGUUCAUUUAGGAGAGACAGAAGCUUCAAAGAAAAUAAGCAAAGGAAGCUGAGACUGAGACUCAGAGAGAAAAAGAAUGGCUUGCUUUGUGCCUUUUAACAAUAGAAAUUUGGAUGUAUGCCUUUUCAUCUUCAGGCCAACAGUAGUAUUGGUUGAUGAAUUUAUUGACGCCCUCAAACAAUUCUCUUUAUGCACUGAGACUCUUGGUUGUGUACAAAACUCUAUUUUCAAGAGCAUUCAUGGAAAUAUGAUUAUAUGGUAUGGAGCAUGGCUGAAGAGAUCUUGUGAAAACAAAGAAUCAUUAAGUACUAGCCUUGUCUCAAUGUUAACCAGUAUAUCAAGCAUGGCUAUCUUAGUUGAGCAUAGCUUCUUUGAUGCAUAUGCUGGAGAAUCAAGAGAUGGCUUCUCAGCCGUAAGGUUUUCCACUGGUGACACAAUAUCCAUGAAUGCAGCAAUAACCUCUGAUGGUGGAGACCUAAAUGACCUUUCUUAUGCAUGCUUAGCAUUAUUCAAAUCUCGCUUUCUAAAGAUGGAAGGUGUUGCUGCUGGAGUUUGUUUGAAAUGCCAAAGCAGCCCAAGGGUGGCAUGUCUUUAUGUGUGGAAGUCUCUCCAAUUUUGUUACUCGUGGAUUUUAAACUCGGAUCAUAGAAGUUCAAUGCUGUUGCCUUAUCUUGAUCGUCUUUCUCUCGAAUUUAAGUAUGACAUCUUUAAGGUAGUCUAUGUUAAUGGUGACAAUGUACAAAAUUUUCAGUCUUUAUCUCCUAUCGAAAUGUUAGAGAAUGGAGGAGAAAGCAAAGAAGGGCAGAUCAUGCAAAAUUGAGUAAUGCUCCCAAGGAAUAUGCAUGUUGUCUCCCCUUUACUUUAGCAUGCUUUAUGCUAUGUAAAUGAAUCAUUCUGGUUUUAUAAAGUGAAGGAAUUUAUGGCGACCUUAAUACCA